This is a messenger RNA of Ostrea edulis (European flat oyster), 6219 nucleotides long. RefSeq lists its product as uncharacterized. The transcript has 40 exons. The record is from RefSeq and is a predicted model, not a curated record. Gene Ontology annotation, biological process: monoatomic cation transmembrane transport. Gene Ontology annotation, molecular function: monoatomic cation channel activity. Gene Ontology annotation, cellular component: membrane. Lineage: Eukaryota; Metazoa; Mollusca; Bivalvia; Ostreida; Ostreidae.
AUGGCUGAGACAUCAGAAGAAGGCCCUAAGAGCCAGUUAUCAGAAAUCAAGGAAUCUUGGGAUGAAAUCGAAAGCAAAGUUAACUCCACACCAACCAUGGUGUUUUCGGUGAUUGGUGAUUCCAACAGCUUUGUCCCUAGACCCUGGGCUAAGACAGUGUUUCAGAUAGCCCUCAUUGAGGCCGCCAAAAGUGGAGGAGAGACAUGGAUUUUAUAUCGUGGGCAUGAUUUUGGCGUAUCAUCAAUAGUACGAGAUGCCUACAGUAAAUAUAGUGACGCAGAGUUUGGUUCAAAAAGCAGUGAAAAAGAAAUCUCCAAUGUUCAAAGACACGUAAAAUUAAUUAGCAUUGCUGGGAAAAAGGCCGGGGUAAGUACAUGGGACUGUACAAUUAACCCACGAGACAAGGUCCAUUUUUUGCUGGAGUUUGAGGAACACGUGUCCAACAAAGAAGUGACUUUCUUCAAAAUGCCGAUUCCUGUGAUAAUAUUGGCCUGUGAAGGGGAUAUCUCUACCAUUAGACACAUAGCUGGAGCCCUAGAACGUUACAUCCCCGUCAUCAUCAUCAAGGGAUCGGGGAAAGCUGCCGACCUUAUUCUGGAUUUCCUGGAAGACAACGACAAUCUGAUGUUAAAGGCAAGCGUUUUGUUUGGGGUUCGUUUUGACAAUGAAAGCUUCAACAAACUUCAGGCAAAUUUGACGAGCAUCAAAAACAGAAAAGAUUUGGUAGCCUUCUUCGAUGUAGAUAACGAUGAUCCAUUGGUACUUCCAAACAUUGUUGGUGAAUCUAUUGUCAGGAGUUGGGCAAUUGUAAAAAAAGCGGAUCAAAAACAGGAAGAGGAGAUGAAAGUAAUGGAAUAUCAAGAAACUUCUUUAGAAGGAUGUACUUCCGAAGAUUCAAAUCAAGAAAAUUAUGAUGCAGCGCCGUCUGUGGUUAAGGUUAAAAUUCUUCACGGAAAUUCCGUAACACCCGAGCCAACAGAAGUGGAUCGCGCAUUGAGGCGGUAUAAGGAGUCCAAGCCUUAUGUUCUGAAUCCAAAAUACGCCUCUCCCACUUCAUUACCUUUGUACUUCUACUUUGGGUAUCAGUUGCUACAAGAAUUAAGGAUCUUGGACCAAUGUGGCCACUUUGGUUUUGAUACCGGUAAAACUAUCUGGGAAUGUAUUUUUCUGUCAAUAUCUCUUACCAUUUUAUGUGAAUUUAUUCAUCAGGUACUUCUUUUUGAAGCUUUCAAAUCAAACAGGUGUGACUAUGUCAGGGUUUUACUGGACCAUGGAGUGACAUUUGAAUUCCGCAACUUGUUGGAACUUUAUGAGCAGACUGUUUCCUGUCAUGGAUGUCAUUUUGAAAAAGAUGAUUGUUUGCACAUACAGUGGCUAUUAAAGCAAAUUGAAGAGGAGAAAGCGAAAAUAGUGUUUGAUCAUGACAAAUACAGAUCCUUCAAAAGAAAGAUACAGGAGAAAAAUGAAAAAAUACGACUCUACACCAGAAUCAUGAAUGGAGAAAUCCAUGAAACGAAAAUUUACGUGAAAAAACAAGAGGUUAAUUUAGGAAAAUUAACAAGAAAACAGAGGAGAAGAAGAUUGCAAAAACUGAUCAAUUCCAAGGCUACAAGCCGAGACGACACAGAAAGUACCCUAAACCAAUUAACUGAGGAUAACGAAGACAGAGUGGCUAGGGCGGCCAGGGGACUGUGUAGGAAAAUUUUGGGAUAUCGAGUGAUGCAAGAGAAAGAAAAAGAUAUCUCCGAUCUCCUACUUUGGGCAAUUUUCGCAAAUCGGAGAGAGCUAGCUGAAAUAUGUUGGCUACGAACUGACGAUCAUCUACUGACGGGUCUUAUUUGCUCUGCUGUUCUGAAGAAACUGUCACACAAAGCUAAUAAUGUUAAGGAACAAAAUUUAGCUACUGAUUUUAAAGAACAUGCAAAGUUGUUCGAGGAACGAUGCUUGGCCAUAAUGGACCGUUUGUACGAGGAGGACACUCGAAGCGCCAUAGACCUAAUGGACGACGUGUCCAAUGUUUGGGGAAUCAAGUCUAGUCCACUGACCUUCGCUCACGAGAACUUCUUGUAUGACGUGGUGGCACAUGCAUGUUCCCAGAAAAACAUGAACCGACAGUGGUACAACAACUUAGCUCCGGACCUCAAACCCUUCUUGAAAUCGGUGUUUCGGAAGCCAAGGGAGUUUUUCACAGCACCUGUGACGAAGUAUAUUUACAACUAUGUCACCUUUAUGACGAUGCUGAUAUUAUACAGUAUGUUUGUACUGACCAGUAUCAGCUCAGAGUUCUACGGCCUGAACGUUACCAUUAUAUUUGAAUAUUUUGUUUACUUGUGGGGUUUUGGAGAUCUGGUGGAAGAACUACUCAGCUGUUUUGGUUGUUUAGAAUCAGUCGGUAAAUCACACCGUGGAUACUAUGCCCGGCUGAAGAGAUACGUUUACGAUUUUUGGAAUGUGGUAGAUCUUUUGUCUUAUCUGCUAUUGAUAACGGCACUGUUUGUCCGGCACCUCCACCCUUCCUCCACCUAUACCGACGCCAGAAGGAUGUUCUCGUUAUCCCUGCUUGUCAUGUAUCUAAGGUUUUUGGCAGUUUUCUUGGUUCACAGAAGAAUGGGUCCAACAUUGAUCAUGAUAAAAGAAAUGUUGAAGGACCUUUUAAGCUUCCUAUUUCUAACCGCGUUUGUCGUAGUAGGGGUAGGAAUAUACUACCAUUCCAAUCUUUGGCCAGAUCACCAGGAAAUCUGGAAAGGAAAAUCUAUCUGGAAAAUAAUCUACUACCCUUAUUGGCAACUAUACGGACAGACAUUUACCGGCUUCCUAGAAGGUAAGGACCUCUCGGGUUGUUCUAAAGUGGAUUCGGUGUGGAAGUCUGAUCCUUCCAUAGACCGUUGUCCUCAAGAAGACUGGACAGUGUCUGCAAUAUCAGCUCUCUACAUGCUGUUCUCCAACCUCCUGUUAGUGAAUCUGGUCAUCGCUAUGUUCAGUUAUACAUUUGAGAGAGUUCAAGAGAACGCCGAAAAGUUAUGGCGAUUCAACAGAUACAAAGUCAUCAACGCCUACGUGUGGAGGAUACCAUCUCCCAUCAACCUUAUCUUACUACCCAAGCGCUUUUGCUGUUGUCCCGGGGAAGGUCGUAAAAACAGAUGCAGAGCAAUUUCACAAUGUUGCAACACAGAGAAAAGGAAAAGGAAAAGUGAAGCUCGCAAAAAAGAAAAGCAGUAUAGAAGGAAUCUCCAAAGAAACAUAGCGUUCAAAAUUUACAAUAAACUAAGAGGAUUAGGCAUGUCUGAGACAUCAGUGGAAGACCGCAAAAGUCAGUUAUUAGAAAUCAAGGAAUCUUGGGAUGAAAUCGAAAGGAAAGUUAACUCCACACCAACCAUGGUGUUUUCGGUGAUUGGUGAUUCCAACAGCUUUGUCCCUAGACCCUGGGCCAAGACAGUGUUUCAGACAGCCCUCAUCGAGGCCGCCAAAAGUGGAGGAGAGACAUGGAUUCUCUAUCGAGGACAGGAUUAUGGCAUAUCAUCAAUAGUACGCGAUGCCUACAGUAAAUAUAGUGACGCAGAGUUUGGUUCAAAAAGCAGUGAAAAAGAAAUCUCCAAUGUUCAAAGACACGUAAAAUUGAUUCGCAUUGCUGGAGAAAAGUCUGUGGUGAGUAUGUAGAAAUAGAUGUACUUCAUGAAAACUUUAUUUAACUACAAGGCCCAGUUUUUACUGGAGUUUGAGGAAUAUAUUUCCAACAGAGAAGUGGCCUUCUUCAGCCAUUCAAUUGAUUUAAAAAUGCCAAUCCCUGUAGCAAUACUGGCCUGUGAAGGGGACAUUUCUACCAUUAGACACAUAGCUGGAGCCCUAGAAAGAAAAAUUCCCGUCAUCAUCAUCAAGGGAUCGGGGAAAGCUGCCGACCUUAUUCUGGAUUUUCUAGACGACAAUGACAAUCUGAUGUUGAAGGCGAGUCUUCUGUUUGGUGUUCGUUUUAACAACGAAAGCUUCAACGACCUGCAGGAAUAUUUGACGAGGAUUAAAAACAGGAAAGAUUUGGUGGCUGUUUUUGAUGUGGACAGGGAUGACCCAUUAGUACUUUCAAACACUGUCGGCGAAUCUAUUGUUCGCAGUUGGGCAAUUGAGAAAACUUCAAGCAAUCGGAAAACUGACGAGUACCAAGAUCUAGAAACCAACCGAGAUGAUUCAGGAGAUCCUAAUCAGGAAAAGGAUGUGGCAACACCAUCGGUGGUUAAAAUAAAAAUUCUCCGGGGGAAUUCCGUCAGUCCCGAGCCAACUGAAGUGGGUGGCGCUCUGAAACGCUAUAAGGAAUCCAGGCCGUAUGUUCUGAAUCCUAAAUACGCCUCUCCCACUUCUUUGCCUUUAUACUUCUACUUUGGAUAUCAGUUGUUGCAAGAGAUAAAGAUCUUGGACCAAUGUGGCCAUGUGCUUCUUUUCGAAGCUUUGAAAUCCAACAGAUGUGAUUACGUCAGAGUUUUACUGGAUCAUGGAGUGACGUUUGAAUUCCGCAACCUGUUGGAACUCUAUGAACAGCAAAUUGAAGAAGAAAAAGCGAAAAUUGUCUGCGAUCAUGAUAAAUACAGAUCCUUCAAAAGAGAGAUACAAGAGAAAAAUGAACAGAUAAGACUCUACACCAGAAUCAUGAAUGGAGAAAUGCACGAAACCAAAAUUUACGUGAAAAAUCAAGAGAUAGACUUGGAAAAAUUAACGAAAAAGCAGAGGAGGAGAAAAUUACAAAAAGCGAUCAAUUCCAAGGCUACAAGCAGAGAGGAUACUGAAAGUAGUCUAAACCAGUUAACUGACGACAACGAAGACAGAGUGGCUAGAGCGGCCAGGGGACUGUGUAGGAAAACUCUGGGAUACAGAGUGACAGGUCUUAUUUGCUCUGCAAUUCUCAAGAAACUUUCCAAGAAAGCUUAUGGUGUAAAAGAGCAAAAUUUGGCUGCAGAAUUGAAUGAACAUGCCAAGUUGUUCGAGGAACGAUGUUUGGCCAUAAUGGACCGUUUGUACGAGGAGGACACUCGAAGCGCCAUAGACCUAAUGGACGACGUGUCCAAUGUUUGGGGAAUCAAGUCUAGUCCACUGACCUUCGCUCACGAGAACUUCUUGUAUGACUCGAUGUUUCGGAAAUCAAGGAAGUUUUUCACGGCACCUGUGACGAAGUACAUGUACAACUAUAUUACCUUCCUGGUGAUGCUGAUAUUGUACAGCUUCUUCGUACUGACAAGUAUUGGUACAGAGUAUUAUGGCAUGAAUAUUGCUAUAGUAUUUGAAUAUUUUGUCUACUUCUGGGGCUUUGGCGACUUGGUAGAAGAACUAAUCGGCUGCUUUGGUUGUUUAGAAUCAGUCGGUAAAUCACACCGUGGAUACUAUGCCCGGCUGAAGAGAUACGUUUACGAUUUUUGGAAUGUGGUAGAUCUUUUGUCUUAUCUGCUAUUGAUAACAGCGUUGUUUGUCCGGCAUCUCCACCCUUCCUCCACCCAAACCGACGCCAGAAGGAUGUUCUCGUUAUCCCUGCUUGUCAUGUAUCUAAGGUUUUUGGAAGUUUUUCUGGUUCACAGAAGAUUGGGACCUACGUUGAUCAUGAUCAAGGAAAUGUUGAAGGACCUCAUCGGCUUCCUGUUCCUUACCGUGUUUAUUGUGAUAGGUGUAGGGAUAUACUACCAUGCCAACCUCUGGCCAGAUCACCAGGAAAUCUGGAAAGGAAGAUCGUUGUUGAAAAUAAUUUACUACCCUUAUUGGCAACUAUAUGGAGAGACAUUUACCGAAUUUCUGGAAGGCAAGGAACUUUCGGACUGUUCUGCUGUGGCUUCAGAAUGGAAGUCGGGCACCUCCAUAGACCGUUGUCCUCAAGAAGACUGGACAGUGUCUGCAAUAUCAGGCCUUUACAUGCUGUUCUCUAACCUCCUGUUAGUGAAUCUGGUCAUCGCUAUGUUCAGUUAUACUUUUGAGAGAGUUCAAGAGAACUCCGAAAAGUUGUGGCGAUUUCACAGAUACACAGUCAUCAACGACUACGUCUGGAGGAUACCCUCUCCCAUCAACCUUAUCUUACUACCCAAGCGCUUUUGUUGUCCCGGGGGUGGUCGUAAAAACAGAUGCAGAGCUGUUUUAGUGUGUUGUAACAAAGAGGAAGUGGAAAAAGGAAGAGAAAGCCACAAAAAAGAAAAGAAGUAUAGAAGAAACCUUCAAAGAAAUGUCGCGUUUGCAAUUUACAACAAACUCUGA